AUGGAUGAAGGUGGUAAGAGAAUGGAAGAAGGACUCGACUUAGCAUUGGAUAUUGAUGCUAAAGAUGACAAUGUCUCGAAGAAGGAAGAAACAAGCAAUAUUGAUGAGCAUGAGACAGACACAAUGGUUAAGCAAAAGACAAAAAGGAUUGCAACACUUGAUGCAUUUAGGGGCCUCACCAUAGUGAUAAUGAUACUGGUCGACAAAGCUGGUGGAGUUUAUCCAAGCAUUGAUCACGCACCGUGGAACGGAUGUACUUUGGCUGAUUUUGUUAUGCCUUUCUUUCUUUUUAUUGUUGGUGUUGCCAUAGCGCUUGCACUAAAGAGAAUAGAGAAGAUAAAAUAUGCGGUGAAGAAGAUAAUGGUUAGGACAUUGAAGCUUCUGUUUUGGGGUAUACUUUUGCAAGGUGGAUAUUCUCAUGCUCCUGAUGACCUGUCAUAUGGAGUCAACAUGAAAUUCAUUAGAUGGUGUGGCAUUCUUCAGAGAAUAGGUCUUGUGUAUUGUGUUGUGGCUUUAAUAGAGACAUUUACCACCAAGCUUAGACCCACCACCUUGACUUCUUAUGGACGCAUAGCCAUUUUCAAAGCUUAUAAAUGGCAAUGGUUCGGAGGCUUUAUAGCAUUUCUCAUUUACAUGAUCACAACUUUCACACUCUACGUUCCAGAUUGGAGUUUCGUAGAUCAUGUUAUCGGCGACGAACCAAAGCGAUACACAGUCAUAUGUGGGAUGAGAGGACACAUAGGCCCUGCAUGUAACGCAGUCGGACAUGUGGAUAGGCAAGUUUGGGGGGUUAACCAUUUUUACUCACAUCCUGUUUGGAGACACUUGAAGGAAUGCACAUUCAGUUCUCCAGGUGAAGGUCCACUUCGCGAAGAUGCUCCAAGUUGGUGCCGUGCUCCCUUUGAACCCGAGGGCUUGUUGAGUUCGAUAUCAGCAAUCCUCUCUGGCACCAUAGGAAUCCAUUACGGGCACGUCUUGAUUCAUUUUAAGGGUCAUUCAGAGAGGCUCAAACAUUGGGUCUCUAUGGGGUUUGUGUUACUCACAAUAGCUAUUAUCCUUCACUUUACAAAUGCUAUCCCCAUUAACAAGCAACUUUAUAGCAUUAGCUAUGUUUGUUUCACAGCUGGAAUAGCUGGAAUUGUAUUCUCUGCCCUAUACAUAUUGAUAGAUGUUUGGAGGUUCCGUACUCCGUUCUUGUUCUUGGAAUGGAUAGGAAUGAAUUCUAUGUUAGUGUUUGUGAUGGCAGCUGAAGGCAUUUUUGCAGGGUUUGUAAAUGGAUGGUAUUAUGAAGAUCCAAAUAACUCACUAGUACAUUGGAUCAAGAAACAUGUGUUUGUGAGUGUUUGGAAGUCAGAGAGAGUGGGAACUCUCUUAUAUGUAAUCUUUGCAGAAAUUACUUUCUGGGGAGUUGUUGCUGGCGUGUUGCACAAGUUAAAAAUAUACUGGAAAUUGUAA
Messenger RNA from Lathyrus sativus (Indian pea), 1455 nucleotides. The record is from the annotation of a GenBank genome assembly. Lineage: Eukaryota; Viridiplantae; Streptophyta; Magnoliopsida; Fabales; Fabaceae.